AUGGCGAAGACAAUCGUGAUCACUGGUGCCACAGGGACGCAGGGCGGAUCUGUGGUUGCCGCGUUCCUGCGUGACCCAUCUUUCAAUGUGCGGGCUUUGACACGAGAUACCGAAUCUCCCGCGGCCCAAGCACUGCGAGAGAAAGGGGCUGAUGUCGUCGCUGGAGAUCUAAUGAACGAAGCAUCCUUGGUAGCGGCGUUCAAGGCAAGAUUGAUUCUUGGUUUGGAAGAUGCUUCGACUAACGGGCCCCAUUAA
This is a messenger RNA of Capronia epimyces CBS 606.96, 255 nucleotides long. RefSeq lists its product as uncharacterized. Lineage: Eukaryota; Fungi; Ascomycota; Eurotiomycetes; Chaetothyriales; Herpotrichiellaceae. The transcript has a single exon. The coding region runs from base 1 to 255 and encodes 84 amino acids. The record is from RefSeq and is a predicted model, not a curated record.